UUUGGGGUCAGAUAUGGCUGUUCCUGAUACUUCAGGAGAAAAGGAUGGUCUGGGCUGUGAGGAUGGGCUGCUCAGGAGCGCCUGAGGCAGAGAGCCUGAGGGCCUGGAAAGGAAUGUCAGGGGAGUGACCAGGGAUGAGGUGGACUGGCAGCCCAGCUGGCUAUGCUCAGCCUGUCCAGCUCUCAGCUAUGUGAAGGACUUCAGUUUGACAAAAGAUGCCCACUCCAGUGACAGCGAUGAGAACUCGGAGCGUGGAAACUGGUCAAGCAAAGGCGAUUACCUGCUGUCCAUGGUGGGCUACGCCGUGGGACUGGGCAAUGUCUGGCGCUUUCCCUACCUCACCUACCAGAAUGGAGGAGGUGCUUUUCUGAUCCCCUACACUCUGAUGUUGGCAUUAGCUGGCUUGCCCUUAUUUUUCAUGGAAUGUUCCCUUGGGCAGUUUGCCAGUCUAGGGCCAGUUUCCAUCUGGAAAAUACUACCGUUGUUUCAAGGAGUGGGCAUCACAAUGGUCAUCAUCUCAACAUUUGUGACAAUCUACUACAACGUUAUCAUUGCUUAUGCACUUUACUACUUAUUUGCCUCAUUUCAAAAAGUGCUGCCGUGGUCAGACUGCUUUUCCUGGGCAGAUGAAUUCUGCAGCAAGACACGAAUAGUAAGUGAAUGUAACGCAACCUUGCAUGGGGAAAUCAUUCAUGCAAACUACUCAUUCAUCGUGAGCAACAACCUCACAUGUAUAAAUGGCACCAUAGACUACAAGCCAGUGCAAUUUCCCAGUGAGCAAUACUGGAACAAAGUGGCUCUGCAGCGCUCGAGUGGGCUGGAUGAGACCGGCAAGAUCGUGUGGUACCUGGCUCUCUGCCUCCUCCUGUCCUGGAUCAUUGUUGGAGCUGCCCUGUUUAAAGGAAUAAAAUCUUCUGGAAAGGUUGUCUACUUUACUGCACUCUUCCCGUAUGUCAUCCUGCUCAUCUUGCUGGUGCGAGGUGCCACCCUGGAAGGUGCUUUGGAUGGCAUUGAAUACUACAUUGGGAGACAGUCCAACAUCACCAAGCUGAUGGAGGCAGAGGUUUGGAAAGAUGCAGCCACCCAGAUAUUUUACUCCCUGUCUGUGGCAUGGGGCGGGCUUGUUGCUUUGUCUUCGUACAACAGGUUCCACAACAACUGCUACUCAGAUGCCAUUAUAGUUUGUGUGACCAACUGUGUCACCAGCAUAUUUGCUGGGUUUGCAAUAUUCUCCAUCCUGGGACAUAUGGCAUUUGUGUCCCAAAGACCUGUCUCAGAAGUUGUGGACUCAGGGUUUGAGCUGGCUUUUGUAGCCUACCCAGAGGCUCUCUCCAAGUUGCCAGUUUCUCCUCUGUGGUCCUUCUUGUUUUUCUUCAUGCUUCUGCUUUUGGGCCUUGACUCCCAGUUUGCCACCAUAGAAACACUUACAACCACCAUUCAAGAUAUAAGUCCCAGAGUGAUGAGAAAAUUAAGACUGCCCAUAACCCUAGGUCUGUGUGCACUGCUCUUCUUUCUCGGGCUUGUCUGUGUUACUCAGGCAGGAAUUUACUGGGUUAACCUAAUAGAUCACUUCUGUGCUGGAUGGGGAAUCCUUAUUUCAGCUGUCCUGGAGAUAAUAGGCAUAAUCUACAUUUACGGAGGAAACAGAUUCAUUGAAGACAUUGAAAUGAUGAUUGGAAAGAAGAGCUUUUCAUUCUGGCUGUGGUGGAGAAUGUGCUGGUUUUUCAUCACUCCUGUGCUGUUAAUGGCUAUUUUGGUCUGGUCUUUGAUCACAUUUUCAAGUCCCACUUAUGGCUCAGUGUUAUACCCAACCUGGGGAACCGCUGUUGGCUGGUGCAUGAUCAUCUUCUGUGUCAUCUGGAUUCCCAUUGUUGCUAUUGUAAAAAUAGUUAAAGCUGAAGGAAAUCUUGUUCAGCGCAUUGUCAGCUGCUGCCGGCCUGCAGCAGACUGGGGCCCCUACCUGGAAUGUCACCGAGGAGAACGAUACAGCCACGUCGUGGAUCCCAACAAGAAAAAGGAGCAUGAGAUUCCCACUGUGUCUGCCUUUGUAUACAAACAACAAUGAGAUGGCUGUUUGGAUGACUGCUUUUUAACAUAUAUGUGGGCUUUUUCUUUUGAUAUUG
Messenger RNA from Hirundo rustica (Barn swallow), 2123 nucleotides. RefSeq names its product solute carrier family 6 member 14 (gene SLC6A14). The transcript is spliced from 15 exons. Gene Ontology annotation, molecular function: L-proline transmembrane transporter activity. NCBI's taxonomy places the organism in Eukaryota, Metazoa, Chordata, Aves, Passeriformes, Hirundinidae. The record is from RefSeq and is a predicted model, not a curated record. Bases 290 to 2065 code for a protein of 591 amino acids. Gene Ontology annotation, cellular component: membrane. Gene Ontology annotation, biological process: sodium ion transmembrane transport.